This is a messenger RNA of Hibiscus syriacus, 1282 nucleotides long. Its product is annotated as embryonic protein DC-8-like. The record is from RefSeq and is a predicted model, not a curated record. NCBI's taxonomy places the organism in Eukaryota, Viridiplantae, Streptophyta, Magnoliopsida, Malvales, Malvaceae. The transcript has a single exon. Bases 301 to 1278 code for a protein of 325 amino acids.
GUUUGAAAUUUGAAAUUCCAACCAUGUCGACAAGGCAAGAGAAGGAGCGAAAGGCGGAGGCGGAGGCGAGAAAAGCGGCUGAUGCUCUUAAAGAUAUUAACCGUGGAAGAGAAUAUGAAGAGAGAGUUGUUUACAAGGAAGAAUGGGAUCAAUCGCCGCCGCCUCCACAACAGCAACAAAGGAGGCCCGAAGAACAUGUUGUGUACAAGGAGGAAUGGGAAUCAACACAGCGGCAGCAACAGCAACAGAGUCCCGGAGUUAUCGGGACGGUGUUGAGGGCGGUGCAAGGAACAUACGAGCAUGCCAAAGAAGCCGUCGUUGGUAAAAGCCACGAGGCGGCGGAUGUCACGACGGAGAAGGCAAACGAGGGUGCUGAGAAGGCGAAUCGCGAAACAGGCGAAGGAUGCUACAAAAGAGAAGGCCGGUGAAUAUACAGAUUACGCAUCUCGGAAGGCAAAGGAGGCGAGAGUCACAACAGCCCAAAAGACCAAAGAAACCAAAGAUUCGGUCACCGGUAAAGCUUCUGAAUAUACAGAUUAUGCAGCCGACAGAGCUAAGGACGCAAAGGAUGCUACAAUGGAAAAAGCUACUGAAUAUAAGGAUUAUACAGCUGAGAAAGCCAAGCAGCCAAAAGAUACCACAGGGAAAAAGGCUUCAGAGUAUACAGAUUAUGCAGCACAGAAAGCUAAGGAUGCCAAGGAUGCUACAAUGGAGAAAGCCACUGAAUAUAAGGAUUAUACAGCUGAGAAAGCCAAUCAGGCAAGAGACACCACAGGGCAAAAGGCUUCCGAAUAUGCGGAUCAUGCAGCACAGAAAGCUAAGAAUGCCAAGGAUGCUACAAUGGAGAAGGCCACCAAGUAUAAGGACUAUGCCGCCGAGAAAGCCAAGCAGACAAAAGAUACCACUGGGCAAAAGGCUUCAGAAUAUACAGAUUAUGCAGCACAGAAAGCUAGGGAUGCAAAGGAUUCUACAAUGGAGAAGGCGACUGAAUAUAAGGACUAUGCGGCGGAGAAAGGCAAGGAAGACAAGGACGCGACGGUUGAGAGGACAAAACAAGGCACAGAAUACGAAGCAGAGAAAGCUAGAGAGGGAAAAGAUUAUACUGCAGAGAAAGCUAAGGAAGGUAAGGAUGUUACUUUUAGUAAGCUUGGGGAGUAUAAAGAUUCUGCCGCUGAUUCUGCUAAGAGAGCUAUGGAUUUCCUUACUGGGAAAACCCAAGAAACGCAGCACAAAGCCUCGGAAACUGCAGAGAACACCAAGGUGAUGACUGAUAGAUAGACCU